Molecule: messenger RNA, 4921 nt
Organism: Amoebophrya sp. A25
Lineage: Eukaryota; Dinophyceae; Syndiniales; Amoebophryaceae
Source: the annotation of a GenBank genome assembly
CGCAUCACUACAAACGUGUCGAACUGUACAAAAACUACUGGUAGAAGCACUUAGAACUACAGCAUCAAAGCUAGGUUUUUUCCCUUCCAGCGAGCAUCCGCAUCCAACCUUUUAGUUCGUUCGAACAAGCACCAAAAGCAAAAUGUACCCCAACGCCUCCAACGGUGACCCUUACGCGGCUCGCGCCUUGCUGGGUUUAGAGGAGUACGUGCGAUUGCCACGAAAACUUCGGAGGGAGGUUCUGUCCUGUCUAAGCCACAGCAAAAAGCGUGAGCUCUACGAUCGCCUCUGCAUCGUCGGAAUCUAUCCGCCGCUCUUUCGGAGUACGUGCCUCGGUGGAUCGGUGGAAGAAGUACUGGGAAUCUCUGGGCUGCCUUUUUAAGAUCAUGACGUCACAAGUAAGAUCUAAGCUGAAGAUAUCUUGAAGACUAGAAACCAAGAUUUUUAACUGUGACGUUGAAUGAUGUCAAGGAACCAAUUAUUCGAACUUUAUUAGAGAGACCCACACCCACGACUCUAAGAACAAGACACACGACCAGACAAGCUGAAAAACGCCUUGGAGCACUUUACGGAUAAGGUGCUGCCUACCUUACAAUCGAAAUGGCUCUCGAAAAUGCGUGCUACGGUUUUGCCUCAUCAUGGAGACAACCCUCAAGAAGGGCAAUCGGGUGGUGCUGGGAGUGGAAAGAGACCACAACUUGGGCACAGUUUGAGCUUAUGGGGAGAUGAUUUUGUGUUACUCACUGUUACAAGUGGCCUUACCCUACUUACAUACUAGAGCUGCCUUACCCUUACAUACUAGAGCUAGACGAAGUUGUAUUGAUUUUUCACCGUUGUCCUUCAAAGCUAUCUGUUGCUGUAGCUCUAAUCCAAAUGACGUGUUCGAUUAGCAGAACAGAUUCAGACCUCUCGGUGAACUCCGAUGACGAGUUAAGUGAUGGUGGCAGCCUCCGAAGUGAAGAGCAUGAUGGACCACCAAGUAAGAAACGAAAAAGUACAUCUCGAAGUGCCCACACCACAGUGUUGUUCGACAAUUUGCGAAAACGAGAUGGCGGUGGUGUUGAAGCUAGUUCUUCCAGGAAAAGUCGUCGUGACAGGACAGGUUCUACAUCACUACAAGAGGAAGAUAUUCAAAAGGCUAGUACAACUCGUGACAAGGAGAAUACAUCAAAGAAGGACCACCACGACGGUGCUGCUACAGAUGACAAUAUCAACACGUCAGGAGACGACGAAGCUGCGGAAGUACAAGGUGGUCAAAGUGUGGCUCAAGGAGGUGCCAGCACACCAUCAACAUCAACAUUGUCCUCAAAAGGAGCGUCCCCAUCCUUGAAGGUAGCAGACUUUUUGCGUUGGAAAUUCUACCGCUUUUCUGCAUUACAGGAAGAAAUACCUCUCGGAAUCGCCUGUCCGUCAGAUUACAGGAGUAACUUUAAGAAGACUCGUCGUGGACUACAUUUGGAACAAGAUGAUACUUAAUAUCACCAAGAAAUUGUUGUAUUCGUUCUCAACCUCACAUAAAAAAGUAGAGUCUGUCACUCAUCUUCAUCAAGGAAACUCCAUCAGGUUCUUCCUCCACCCUCUAAGACCUCCUUCUUUACCUAUCGACUGGAGCUGUGCGAAAACGUAGAUGACAAGAUGAAAGUUUACCAUCAACAUCGUGGCCCUGUGCGCUAUUGCUUGGAUGACUGCUUGUCCGAUCUGCUGUACGUUCAGCUGGCGAGGUUAGAAGACCCUGCGUGCGGUUUUGGGACUCUGGUCGAGGAACUGAGCGUGAAACAGAGUACUCCUGCUUCUAUGAUUUUAUAUUAAUAUGGUUCGCAGUAGAUAUAAAGUAGCGAGGGUCCUUCUCUCUGCUUGUGGGUUUAUUUGGUGAACCGGUUGUACCCCAUAGCGAAUAAACCUGUGCACACAACCAGAGAGCUGAGCACUCACCGGAGGCGUUGCACAGGGCUCCGGCCUGCCUUUGAAGGUGAGGCCUAUGCAUGGGGCUGACAGGACGACGAUAGCGCCGGAGCUUAGUUAGUUUUAGCAGUUAGCAGGACACUUUAGGUUACUUGUCGAUAGUUACCCUUUUCUCUUCUAUAUCUUCCUCUGUCUGGUCUGUCUUUUUUCUAGUUAGGUCGGCUCCGCCACAUAUAUUAAUAUGCUGAGUCUGCUAAAGUCUACUAAGUUACCUCAAGUAGAUCAAAACAGAUAUUAAGAUGUUGCACUACAAGAAUAGGAAUACUCGACUCUACAUUUAUUGAAGAAGUCGAGUUAAGAAGAAACGUCUGCUUAAAUUUGCGGAGUUUUCGUUUUGGUUCUUCCAUUCUUGCAGAGGACACAUUCAUUCUUAAAGACACUGCAUCACCACCCUCAGCACCAGCCGCUCUCUUAAAAGUCCCCGCACCACCCGCCGCAUCCGAACUCUUCGUAUCCUCAAGUCGCAAUCGAGAACGGUUGGACCUUCCAACUGUAUCCCUCACACGCGCACGCUUCGCCAAUGAAAACGAGCUCAACACCCGCAUGGAUCGCAACUCUUUUCGACAUGACUUAGAACCCUACUCCCAAAUGCUGGGACCACCAGACUUUGUGUCCAAGCUGAUCAGCAGUGGUCAGCGCUAUCUAACACUCUCUGGUCACGCGAGGGAAGACAUCAGCGUUGUUGUGGACAUGAAAGAAGCUGCUUGUUCUAGUGCUCCUGCUAAUAUUUUUGGAGGCAAAACUAAAACACGGACAGCGAGGCCUUGUUUAGGAGAAACAUCUUCGAGUGGAAGCAGUUCACCUAAGAUAACCUCCAAGAAAGGAGCACCUCCACCACAAGAACCAUCUUCAGAUAGGGAGGACCCUGACUUCCUCACUGUAAUGCAGUUUCGAGCCUUGAUCGAUGGCAUCAGUGCAGUAUUUGACUGCUGUGUUCCCCACAACCGCAUGGUGCAUCCGAAGAAAGCCCAUCUGAUGCUGACUAGAAGGCUGCUCGAUCAGAGUGGGGAUGUGAUGAUUAUGGCAGAUUGAAUUCUUUACCAGCGAUGCAUCAUGUGGUACAUGAUUUGCAUGAAUAAGACACGACCAAUCUUCAGGACAGAGAGCACUAAUAUUGAUAUUGUUAUUAGUCUCCCAGAUAGUACAUGUCACAAGACUAUGUGAGACAACUCAUGCUAUGCUAUGAGAGCGCUAUGAGAGCGCUACGUGUUCGCUCCUUGUCAGUCCCAAUCUUCCUGAUCUAAUCCAAACUGCAGAAACGUGCCAUACCCGGUCUUUCGGGAGAUUUUUGAAGCCUUGCGCCGCUUCCAUCCUCGCUGGAAGCGAUCACAUGUAGAGCUGAUGUUGCCUGUCGUGGGAGGGGAGGAUCAUGAUCGUUAUGGCCACAUAGAAUUAGAAGACAUUUGUGAAUAUAAUCUGGAAUAAUGAAGACAACAGCGCCCAAGAACCUUCUUCUAACAUGAAAAGCUCCAACAUCUCGAAUUACCGCCGCUCUCGGCCUCCUCGUCGUCCGCUUCCUUCGACGGAACCUCCCCACGCCUAUCGCCACGCCUGACCAGUCUCAGCAAAAGCCGAGUGGUGCAGGACGUCCUAGAUGAUUACAACAUGCUGAGCUUAGUGGACGUUGAUCAAAAGGAAGAAGUUCUUAACACAACGACCGCGAAAGGAAGAGAAGCAUUUCCUGCAAUUGGUACAACUUCUAGUAGCACCUCAAGCUCAACUUCUUCGAUGAUGAAAAAGGUGAAGAAGAUGAACUUGAACAACAUUACCGCAAAUAAAGGUAAGAAUGUCAUCGUAGAAGGAGACACAUCUUCAAGUGCACUGGGAAUAGUGCCAGCUUCCACUCCGAUAGCGGCUUCGUCCUCUUUAGCUUCUGCACCCCCAGAUUCGAGCAUGGGCGAAACGAAAAAGCGAGCAAGGAAACUCAACUUCGGUCGUAGUCAUGAUGAAGUACGCACAUGGCGAAACUUGAUCGUGCCUAUCGGGGAAACACAGCCCAUGCUAGAUGCGCUGCGUGAUUUGUGCGCACAUCCGGAGAGAGUUCGAAAAGGUACGACCACUGCGACAGGUGGAGACCUAACAGGAGAGCACGCCACACACGGUGGGCGAUCGCCUCGUCGCAAACCGGUAGCUGUCCCGCAAGAAGCAACUGUGACGAAAAAGGUGAGCGAACAGAAGAAGCCUCCCUCUGGCACAUCGUCUACUCCGAUCUCACCGCUUUCACCUGGACAAACCAAACCAGGCCUAGCGAAAUCAUCUUCAGUGAAUUCUGCGACAGACCGGUCAUCGUCCGUUGAGGACAUGGCACGCCUUAUGCGAGACCGAGCAGCGAGACAGCGCAGGGAGAAAUCGCGUUUGAGGGCGCUUAAGUUUAUGAUCAACAUAAUUCGUAUAUCCAUAGUCCUAACUUGUUGAAAGAGCAUCAGAAAUAACUGUAGUUUCAGGUCCCCUUCUAACAGGCGCGCCCGCACAGUAUUCGUCUGGAACUUUCUACCCGAGUCGCAAGGCGGCCUGGCUGAAGGUGGGUGGCGAAGAUUGUUACAACAAGCAGGGACCAUACAGCGUCUCAACGUUCGAUGCAAGAACUCCUUUCUCCACUGCGAGUUUGCACAGCGUUCGCAUGCAGAGCAAGCCUUACAUCUUUUCCAGAAUAGGAUACUCAAGAACCUGGAGCCACUCAAGCUUAUCCUCCUGGAGCAUCAGGGUCGGUUAGAGGAGAACUGGGUGUUUGAGAUUAGGCGCAUUCUGCGGAACUACGGAGAAAUACGAGACCGCAAGCUCUACCAUGUGAAGCAGAUGCUCGAGAAGACCGUUGGUCUACCUCUCGAUUUUAGAGCUGCUGGCUUCUCCAAUACGGAAUCAUGUUUGCGGAGCGUACCAGGCGUCCAUCUAGAAUGCAGUGGGCCUUUGACGUACAAGGGGAGAAGGGUGAAAAGUUUUAGAUUGGACGAUGGUGGGG